Molecule: messenger RNA, 2051 nt
Organism: Helianthus annuus (common sunflower)
Lineage: Eukaryota; Viridiplantae; Streptophyta; Magnoliopsida; Asterales; Asteraceae
Exons: 5
Coding region: 470-1768 (432 amino acids)
Cellular component (GO): chloroplast
Source: RefSeq, a predicted model, not a curated record
UCAUCCUCUGCAUGUGGAAAGCUUAAUCUUUAGAUGAACUCAUAAUCAACGUUUUACUGGAUUCCAAUUUCACGCUUUCCGAUCUCCACCGCCAUCCACCGACCUAUCCUACCGCACCUCGGCCACUGCACUCAAAAGGUACGCUAUGAGUUCUCUGCUUCCUGGUAGCUUCAAUUCGAUAUGAUACACCUACAUCCUCCUCGAAGACAAUACGAAAGCUUCUUUCUGACGUUGCACAUCAACUUCAUCAUAGAAAAUUAUUGAUAUGAUAAGUAUAGAGGCAGCAUCGUUAGAUUAGAUAUACUAUCCUUAAUUAGAUUAUGGAAAUUAGGGUUUUUGAGUAAUUUUAGGGCUUUGAAACUUACUCCUUAAUUAAUUAAUAAUUUAUAAUAUUAAACAAAUAUUAAUUAAAUAAAAAAGACCGGCAGCCGUUAACCACAACCUGCCUUCACCACCGCCACAACUGGACAUGGCGAUCACACACUUUCUGUUACAAUCCAACUUCCUUUCCACCCAACAAACCUUCCGUUUUCGAUCAACCAAAUCGCACCAUAAUAAUAUUAUUGCUCUCAAAACAAACUACUACUCUCCUUGUUGCAUCAAAACUUCCCCGAAAUUCGAUAUCAAAUGCUUCAUUACAAGCCAUAAACACGAAGACGUAAAGGGUAACAGUUUAACAAAUGUUGCUACUGAAACUAGUAUAAAUGGAGUGUUAUGGAGAUCAAUGGGGAAUGUUAUGAAGGUGUUACAUAUAUCGGUAAUAACUGGGUUUUUAUUGGGUUUGUUAUUGAUGUAUGAUCAUCGGCAAGGGCCCUUUGCGUUGGCUGCUUCGGGUGGUAGAAUGGGUGGGAGUUCGUUUUCUUCGAGUAGUAGUUCUAGCAGCGGUAGUUAUAGCUAUCCAAGCAGUAGCUCAUCCUCGUAUUCGUCUGAUAGCAGUUGGUAUAGCAGACCGAGUUCUUAUAGCACUCAGAUCGGCAGCCCGGCCCCCAUUAAGGCAUGGAGUGAAGUUAAGCCAAUUCGUUUGGUCAUGUUUAUUUCUGUCUUCAUUUUAUUUUUUUACAUCAUUGACAAAUGGAGUAUUAGUUAUAUAGAUGCUGCAAAACCAAGUGUUCUCAAGCUGCAGGUAUUUUACUUUUCAAAUGAGAUUUUCAUUUUCAGGUUUUUUGUUAUGCAUACAUACAUACAAUGUAAUAGGCUAAUACCAAUUGUGGCAACUAGUAACCGUCUAUUUUUUAAGGUUGGAUCGUUGGGUACGGGUAGAUCGCUGCAAAGGGAUCUCAAUCGGAUUGCUAAGGUUGCUGAUACAUCAAACUCAAAGGGCUUGCACUUUGUAUUACAAGAGACAAUACUAGCUCUGCUUCGGAACUCAGAGUAUUGCAUUUCUGGUUACUCCUCUGUGGAUAACAAGUUGAGUGUAGCGGGAUGUGAGAGACGAUUUAAUCAAAUGUCUAUUGAGGAAAGGGGUAAAUUUGAUGAGGAGACUUUGGUCAAUGUCAACAACAUCAAAAAGAAAAGUGCGACAAGUCAUAGUUCUAACGGGCUCCCUAACGAGUACAUUGUGGUAACGAUCAUCCUGGCUGCUCGUGGUUUACCUAAACUGCCACCCAUAAAAAGCAGUGAACAAUUGAAGAAAGCCUUGCAAAAGCUGGCCUCUAUCCCUUCAAGCAAUAUUAUGGGAGCCGAGGUGUUAUGGACUCCACAAAAGGAAGAUGAUUCACUUACAGAGCAAGAAAUGCAUGAAGAUUAUCCGCUGCUGCGCCCUCUUUAGGUAAGUCAUUAUGAUACUAUCUGGAUCACUACAGGUGAUGAGCAGAUACACAAAACUGCAUCCACUUGGAUUUUUGAACAUUUUAGGUUCGUAUUUUCGUUUAUUAUCUUUGCCACAUCAUUGGUUUAUCAGAUUCGAUUAUUUGGGUUUUUCUUUUAGUUUUUAUUUGGGUUUUAGAUUUGUGGAGGGGUGUAAGCAAACUACAUGAACAUGAACGGGACUUAUUUUCUUGUCCGUGCUUGUUCGUUGAGGAAAUGGACAUGUUCAUUCGUGUUUCGUGUUC